AUGUCCUUCCUCACCGAAGCCACAACCCGUCGCCUGGCCACCCUCUCCACCCAGGCCAUCCGCUCCACAACCGUCACCACUACCGCGCCCAGAGCCGCUUUUUCGAGCAGCGUUACGCUGCAGAAGACGGUUGCUGACACGACGAAGGAUACGCUCAAGACGGUGGACAGGACCGUGAGCGAUAAGUUGGUUGAUGCCAUUGAUAUUGGUUCAACCGUCGCCUCCAAAGUAAAGGAAGUAGCCGAAGAUGUCACCGGCCAAAAGAACACCGGCGCUGCUGCCGAUCUCAAGGGGCAAGCCGCCGGUAUGGCCAAGAAUGUGAGCGGUCAAGCCCAGGGCAAGGCUAAUGAGCUGGCGGGUAAGGCUCAGAAGAUGGGGGGUCAGGCGCAGGGCAAGGCGCAGGAGUUGAGCGGACAGGCGCAGGGCAAGGCGAGCGAGGUUGCGGGCAAGGCCAAGGGGGCGGCUUAUGAGGCUGAGGGGAAGGCCAAGGGGGCUGCGGGCGAGUUGUAAUGAAGAAGUGGUGAUACCCGGUUGAGAAAGGAAGAUGGGGGCGGGUGUGUAUGAUGAGUAACGAGUUUUUUUCUUUUAAAAGUUCUGAGCAAGGGCAUGCAUCAAAUGGAAAGUGGGUUCAUUCUUCACUUCGGUCAAACAUAUCGUGAUGGCUCCUCACGGCACCAGCCGUGUCACUUCAGGCACAUAUCAAGAACGGCAACAUCGACGCAAAGCAAGUAAAUGUACCAGCAUCUUAAACCCCUUAGUCAGGUAGAGCAGACAACUACCCAGGCAAAAGCCCAGAUCAUCAUCA
Molecule: messenger RNA, 805 nt
Organism: Podospora pseudocomata
Lineage: Eukaryota; Fungi; Ascomycota; Sordariomycetes; Sordariales; Podosporaceae
Exons: 2
Coding region: 1-510 (169 amino acids)
Source: RefSeq, a predicted model, not a curated record